AUCAUUAUGAUUAAUCGAUAUCUGUCAGCCCGAUUGCCUGUGAAAUUCAAUUGCUCUUUAACUAAACCUAUGAUUACUGAGGGAUGGGAAGAAAUGAGAAAAGUUUUUCGAAUUGAGGGAAAUCAAUUGGUUACAACGACUUAUGCAGGGUUUAAACGUUUCAUUGUUGAUGUUCACCCAGGAGAACUAAAUCCAAAUGAAUUGUCAUCAUUACACUCUUUCAAAUUUGAAGACAAUGAACCACUUUCUUUUAGUGUCAGACCCACAGAUUAUGAAGCAACAAAAUCUCAGUUGACUUUAAAUAAGGAAUUUGCAGAAUAUGUUCGAACAACAGAAUAUGACCAAGUAAUAUUGUGUGGUCCAAAUGGUACUUCAAUUGCAACAAAAAUAAUCAAAUACAAAGUUCGAUGGUAUUAUACGGUCAAAUUUGGAUCUCAAUGGAGAAAAUUUGUAUCCACAAAAGGAUUUGUUUCUGGUGAUGUGCUUAAUUUCAUGUUUAUUGACAAAGAAAAGAACAAUGUCAUGAGAGUUGUCAAGCUAGAAGAUUAG
This is a messenger RNA of Trifolium pratense (red clover), 549 nucleotides long. RefSeq lists its product as uncharacterized. NCBI's taxonomy places the organism in Eukaryota, Viridiplantae, Streptophyta, Magnoliopsida, Fabales, Fabaceae. The record is from RefSeq and is a predicted model, not a curated record. The transcript is spliced from 2 exons. The coding region runs from base 7 to 549 and encodes 180 amino acids. Gene Ontology annotation, molecular function: DNA binding.